This is a messenger RNA of Trypanosoma theileri, 5100 nucleotides long. RefSeq lists its product as uncharacterized. The coding region runs from base 1 to 5100 and encodes 1699 amino acids. Lineage: Eukaryota; Euglenozoa; Kinetoplastea; Trypanosomatida; Trypanosomatidae. The record is from RefSeq and is a predicted model, not a curated record. The transcript has a single exon.
AUGUCAAGUGGAGUGACUCCCACGCCUGUUGAUCCAGAGCUACAGGCAGAAGCUCUUCAGCGUUUUAACCCUCUUGUAUUCACUUUUGCUGUGCAAACUGGAAACACCAUAUGUCUCCCUAAAAUCAUUGAGUCUAUGACGCGUGACCCCGCCUUUGCGAAGGAUUUUUACGUGUUGGAUCGCAAGGGCGCUGGUCCACCUGCUCCUGAACCGCGUGGACGUUCUAGCGAGCGUCGUAGCAAGAUGGCGGACGGGGCGAAGAGCGCGGCAGCGCAGCUGCGGGAGGACUUUGUGCGGAUUGCGGUGGAGCGGGAGGUGCGGCGGCGCGAAGUGGAGCGGGCGGCGGCGGCGGAGCUGCAGGCCCUCACGGCGCUCUUCGUAGAGGAGGGACUUGACCCGGUAGCGGCAGAAAGGGCAGCGCUGGAGGAGCGGGCGGCGGCGGCGGCGGAACGGGCGUCCAGCGACGGGGACGACGGGGGUCACGAGCGGCCGGCGGCGUACGUCCUCCUCCCCGUUUGUCCAGCCACCGUUGAAGAGGUCGUGGAGCUGCACAACAGCGGUCUCCCCCUUCACGCCGUGGUCGCUCUCAGCAGUCGCGUCCCGCUUUCCGGGUCUCUCGCUGCUGAGACGCCACCAUAUCCAGCAGAUACCGCAAAGGGGAAGGGAAAGGGGCGGAGAGAAUCCAAGAAAGUGGGGACACAGAGAGAGAAAAAUCCUCAUGUAGAAGAAAAGGCGCCAUCAUCUUUAAUUGCAGAGUUACAACAGUAUAUUGCAACAGAAAAGCGAUCACCGCCCUUCUUGAGUGAUAUUUGCGUUCAUAUUUAUGAUGUACCAACAGAGGCGAUACCGUCCUCUAAUGCUGCAGCCAUAAUAACACCCAACGUCACUUCUUCUGCUGCAACAGGUGAUAGUGGGGCAACACUCAUGUAUCGCCUAAAAGGGACAGAAGGAGCUGUUUUUGCUGCUAUAAUGGACGUUGUAGUAUUACUCGGGGAGCGUUAUAUAAACUACUGUGAAUGGAAGCAAUUGCGUAUAGAGUUGAAUACACCUUCAUAUUUUCCCCUUAGUUACCCACAAACCAGUGAAGUAGCGCCCUCUACGAUGGAAGAAAAGGGGCGAAAAAAGUCUGUUAGUAGCAAAAAAAAAAAUAAUGCUCCUGUUCCUGUAACACCUCCUGCUUUUAUUGAGCCAAUUCCAGUUUUUGAGGCAUCUCCAAAAUACAUGAAAGAUGUUGUCGCUCAUAGAUCAUUAUACGAUUCUAUUCUUGGGGAGGGGAAAUUAGGUUCAUUUGAUAAAUCUGUUUUUCGAACUGCUUGUGUAUUGCAAAUUGCGGCAACGCUUUCAAGGAUAUCUCCGGAAUACUUAGACCCAUAUCCUAAUGCUGUGAAACGUGAAAGACAACAGAUGAUCAAAGACAAGGAUGAUGCCACAGCUUUUGUAAAGUAUAUUUUUGAUGUUGCUUUACAGGGUGUGGGUGCUGCUUAUCUCAACGCUCUUUCUAGUUCAGGGAAGUCUUUGGUCUCUGAGAAAACCAACCUUGGCUCUGCUAUAUCUACAUCCACAAACACAGAAAAUAUUUCAUUGGCGGAUGAUAAGACCAAUUAUUCUUCACUUUCUCCUUGUGUUGAUGAUGAUGAUGAUAAUAAUAGAUCAAUAAAUAUGAAAGAGGUUGUGAUUUCCCUUUUAUGUCAGUUAUUCGAUAUGAAUAUGGAACAAGCGUCGCAGUUGGUGACGGAGGUAACUUCACUUGGCAUUAUUCACACUGGAGCGCGCACAGAAUUAAAAGAAAUUUUAGAUAUGAAUAAAUCCCUUAGUUGGCAAAGGAAUAUUGAAAAGGUGGGUCGUUUUGAAGUAGAGGUUCUAUACCGUGGUGAUGGAUCUUCACGAACUGAGGGAUCUGUUUACGCUUUUCACGGUUCUACAAGUUUCUCAGAUUAUGUAGAGAUGGAGAAGUACUGCGCUAAAGAAGAAUUAUAUUAUACCCCACCUCCACCUGACAGUGAUGAAGAAGAGCCAAGUGAUGAAGAAGAAGAAGAAGAAGAAGAAGAAGAAGAGGGAAAAGAUGAUGACAAAGAAGAAAGGGAGGUUAAAGAAAUAUCAGAAGACGUGGUAGGAAAGAAAAAGAAAACAACUCGAGGGAAAAAGACUGAAGAACUUCCACCUGUGGAUCCUAUUGAGGAGGCAGAUACUACACUUCGUCGCCGUCGCACGUAUGAAGAUAUCUCGAGAAGGCUUCAUCAAAAAGAAAUGAUUGAACAGGAACUAAUGGUUUCAGGAAGUGGGGCCCAUUGUAUUGCUCAGGAACUUCAAUGGAUGUUUGCUGAUGAUGGUUCCACCAUUGAAGUUCGGCGUAUUGUGGGAAAUACCCGACAAAUGCACUGUACAGUAACAAAUCCAGGUGGACUUGUUUUUGGUUUCAUGACGCUAGAAGAGCCAUUACCGGAAGGAAUUCCACCUGAAAUAUCCAGUGGGGUGCGCUCCUUUCUUAUUAUUGAAGAUGUAUUAAGGUUUUUCUUUGAAGUUGUAGCUGAUAACACUGAUGCGGUGGAGCAAGCAGCCUAUAUUAGAGCUGUAGAGGCUGCCAAGCUAGAGGCAAAGGCACAGCAUGAUGCACUUGAACAGGCGAAACCAUCAAAAGGAAACAAGGAGAAAGUGGCACUACCGACUCUUGCCGCUUUGGAAGAAUCCCUGGUCUCAGAAAUUCCUCUCCCUAUUAAACGAGAAAAGAAACCACCGCAAACAAAUGUGAGAGCAUUAUUAAGAAAUGAAACAGAAGUUAUUUUUUCUGCUUCGGAUAAGUAUUUACAGCUUUCUGUUAUUCGUAGACUUCUCCAUUCUACACUUAUUGAUCUUCUCUUAGAUGUUUGGUCUGGUAAUGGAGUCUGUACUAUUAAGCUUCACUAUAUUGAAGCUAUCACAAUAUACGCUGAUGGUUGCGUAGUUUUGCAUUCUCCAGAUAUAGGGGGUUACCGUGUUUGCCUUGACAUGUUUGGCAACUAUAUUACAGUGAAUAAUGACGGUGUAAUAGUACGUGUUACUGCCUUGGGGAAACGAACUGUAGUGAAAUCGGACGGGAUAAUUAUGCCAUUAGAUCCCCUCCUGGUUUCUCAAUCUGUAGAUCAGCUGACAGGAAAACAAGUAUUGAAACGACAAGACGGAGUGGAAGUUACAUGGACUUCUACAGAUCAUCAUGAAGGAGUCAUAUAUUGCACAGGGUGUUCGUGUUCACGUGUGGAUAAGGGAUUUAUGUGGCAUUUCGCAGGAUAUCCGAUGGUUCGAGUAGACGUUGAUCCAUCUCGUUUGGCUCUUUUAGUGGAUAACAUUGAGACAAUUAUGGAUGUGGAGGAAAAAACACUACGGUUAAUACAUGCCCGUAGCGGGGGUGAGGCAGUUCUGGACUGGAAAACACAUCGACUGCAUGUUCGACCAAUGAUGGACGGAAAUUGUUUCACCAUAGAUUCUGCUUUUGCUGGAUUGUUUGCUUUAUCUGAAUCCACUUCAUAUUGUGUUUCUCCUUUUGGUCGCUGUGGUGAAAUACGAGAAGACGUGUUCAAAUCUAAAGAAGUGGUAUGUGAAAAUUUUGUGCAGUACUUUGAAGAAAAUGGGGGAAAAAUAGAAGAAUCGGCGUUACACAUGACUCAUACCACAUAUUCUCCAUUUUCUGUAGGAAAAUCUACCCACAACACAAAAUCAUUGUUGAAGAAUGCAACAGCUAUAAGCCACACAAAAUAUGCUGAAAGGAAAAUUGAUUCGUUGAUUACCUAUGAUAAAAAACCUUGUAAGGACCUUUUUCGAAUUGUACUGCAUUCAGGUAGUGGGUUGCCUCUUAUUUUUGUUAAUCCUUGGGUAUCCAGGGUAUUCUUGAACCGUUUGAAGGCUGACAUUAACCCAGUGUAUUCACGUCCACUUCUUAGUGGUUCCUUUGCUGAGGGUGCUAUUCAGGAGCAUAUUCUAUUCCUUCCUUCAUUAUGUAAAGAUACCAAGGUGGAUUCUCUUGAGAUCCUUCCAUUGGCAACAUCAGUUGCACAGUUUUCUCUCAUACCUAAAGUACAAAGUACAACACGUCAUCUUAUGGAAAAGGAAGUGGAUGCGAUACAUAUUGUUACAUUAAAAUCUGAUGCUCAUUUGGAUACAGAUGUAAUUGAGAAGUUACUACAUGGGGUAUACCUGCUUUCAAGGGAGGAAGAAAUGUGGUCAAAAGCGAUGAUAACAUUACCCCCAACAGAGGUUUCGCUCUCAACAACUCGCGCUGUUACUGAAACAAGGCGUCUUUCUUCACUUCAUGAUUUUGCUGUUGUUGAGGCAAAGGUACCACCUGUUAAUUCUUCGCUUUUCAGAAAUAGAAAAACAAAGAAAACCAACUAUAAUUACUGGCGGUUUACUGAGGUUCUCGUUGCAGAAGAGAAGAAUAAUGUUAAACUAAAUGCAAAUAACAACAACAACAACAACAACACUACCAAGAAGAAUAAUACAGCUGAAAGUAUUCAAGCAGCACACAAUAAAGAAGAAAACGGUGCAGCUAUAGCGUACUCUGAAUCACCAAUAACCAUGGAAUCCCAAGUGAAAGGUAAUCAUCUUCCAGUUAUGCAUUCUACUAUCAAGAAAGAGAUGCCACAGCAGGAGCAUCACUUUGUUCCAUCAUUAACUGUUUCUCCGCCGACACUUUCAUUUGGGCGUGUCGUGCGAGGAUAUCGCUAUGCCCUUACCCUUGCCCUCACCAAUACUUCCACCGUGCCCUGCCGUUAUCGUAUCACCUUUCCUGCGGAGUAUAAAAAGAUCUUGCGUGUUGAUUACCCGCGACACUUCUUGGCGGCAGGACUUACUAUUGUGGCAAAGGUGGAGCUAUCAGGAAUGCAGCCUAUUGGGGCCAUGUGUGUGCAGUUAAAUAUUGCACACGAAGGAGGUACCACUGCUGUUUCAGUCGAAUUUGAGACCCUAAGUGAAUCAGACAAUGCGCUGGUAAGUUCGCAAAAUACAUCGGUAGUACUGGUGGGUCCCACGCCGCUAAAUACAUUUGUACCUGGAACAACGCAUAGACGACCACCUCAUCUUAUCCAAAGGGAACUGGAAGAGGGAAACGGCACAGACGUGGUCUCCUAA